UGUUGUAUGUUGACUUUCAAUAGUUGAAGACUGCUUGGUUUUUAGCUUUUGUAUUUGUGAAACUGUGCUGAAAAGUAUGUUAGAUACUGCUAUUUGAUACACAUAGUAUGUGUAUAAUACUUGGCUGGAGUUCAGUAAUUUGAAAUGUAGAAAUCCCCCCCCAAAACAUUGCUAAUGAACAGCAAAAUGCACUUUUAAAUUGACAAAAUUCUGUACAAUUAUUGCAUUACCUAAUGAAAAUAUUGACUGCACUCCAUAUUAUGUAUUUUUCAGACUGGUAGUUUUGUAUGGUACUAAUGAUAAACUUUAAUAAAAUUGUUAAUUUUUAAGUUGUCAAAAUGCCUGACAUUUUUCCCCAAAUUAUUUUGACAAAAGCAAUCCCUUGCUCAGAAGCCAAUUGAGUGUAAAUGUUGGGAGAAUUGUGACAUCUACUGUCACAACAUGGUCAUACAAUCUAUGAUUUUCCUCACUGUAACCUUGGCAAUUGUCUAUGUAGUUAAGACACGUGAUGGACUGUUAUGUACUGCUAUUUCUCUAAUGUUGUGACUAUAUACAUUAUUAAUGAUCUAUUAAUGUUAAUUCAGUCAAUCAAGAAUGAUUCUACUCUGGCCUAAGUUUGAAGUUUGUUCUUAUUCCUGUUUUGCCUACCAAUUUGUCCCUGUAUAAGAAGUGUCUGAAACGAUGAUAUGGCUGUUGUGAGAUGUCCAAUGAGAGAGUUUGGUCAGAAGAAUCCAUCUCAUCAUCACAGCUAAGGAUGAUUGUUGUAGUCAUUGGUGGAAGGAGCUCCAACCCACUCACUCUUCAAAUUGGUCACAGUGUUGUCUGAGGGAAAUGUUAAGGAAGGCUCUGGCUUCAUUACCUGUAAGCAACAUGAAGUUUGCAUCGGUGUUAGUCCUUCUUUUUUUCUGCUCUACUUUCAAGAAAUCCCAUGGAAAGUCAAAGCCCAAACCGGGCUGUGAAUACCCCCCAUCUCAGUGGUGUAGGAGUUUGGAAAUUGCAAUAGAAUGUGGGGUUCAGAAGCAGUGUCUGGAGCUCAAUGCCACCAGGCCCAAUUCAGCAGUACCCAGAGUUGAGGUGACCCUGUACUAUGAGAGCCUGUGUCCAGGCUGCAGGGUCUUCCUCACCCAGCAGCUCUUCCCUACCUGGGCCAUGCUCCAUGAUAUCAUGGAGGUAAAACUGGUGCCCUACGGCAAUGCGCAGGAGCUUCCCUCAGGGAAUUCUCCCUUCACCUGUGAACAUGGGGAACCAGAGUGUCAUAGCAACAUGAUUGAGGCAUGUAUUCUACAUUCAGUGGGUCUGUACUCUGCCUUCCCUGUCAUUGACUGCAUGGAAUCUGCAGCAAAUGUUCUCGCCGCCGCCCAACCUUGCUUACAGCUACACGUCCCCUCCAUGACGUGGGACAGUGUCACAACCUGUGUUAAGGGAGAGCUCGGACUCAAACUUAUGCAUGAGAACGCCCUGAAGACCAAUGCUCUCAGUCCAGCCAAAACGCACGUUCCCUGGGUGACCAUUAAUAAGGAAUACACAGGUGACUUUCAGGACAAAGCAAUGUCAUCACUUUUUAACUUGGUCUGCAAGAUGUAUAAGGGAGGAAAGCCCCCUGCCUGCACCGGAGCACAGAAGAAACUAGACAGGAGUCUGUGCUGAAACCAGCAGUCAUUCUGCAAGCCAUUCAUGUUUUCAAAGUUUUCAAAGUACCAGUUUCUCUCAUUCUCUUGAAAGACAAUGCAAGUCCAACAUAAAUCAUAAGUCGCUCAUUUCUUUACUCUUGUUGCUGAAAUGUAUUGUAAUACUUGUUAUUCUGUGUGAUACUGUGUCAAAUAACUCCAUAUGUAUUGAUAAUUUAACCCAAUGCUAACAAGUUAUGGUUCCA
This is a messenger RNA of Oncorhynchus gorbuscha (pink salmon), 1873 nucleotides long. RefSeq names its product gamma-interferon-inducible lysosomal thiol reductase (gene ifi30b). Gene Ontology annotation, molecular function: oxidoreductase activity, acting on a sulfur group of donors, disulfide as acceptor. NCBI's taxonomy places the organism in Eukaryota, Metazoa, Chordata, Actinopteri, Salmoniformes, Salmonidae. Bases 832 to 1647 code for a protein of 271 amino acids. The record is from RefSeq and is a predicted model, not a curated record. Gene Ontology annotation, cellular component: lysosome. The transcript has 7 exons.